Messenger RNA from Lepus europaeus (European hare), 1696 nucleotides. RefSeq names its product transmembrane protein 253 (gene TMEM253). Lineage: Eukaryota; Metazoa; Chordata; Mammalia; Lagomorpha; Leporidae. The record is from RefSeq and is a predicted model, not a curated record. The coding region runs from base 665 to 1279 and encodes 204 amino acids. The transcript has 9 exons.
CGGGAAGUUCUUCCUGGGGUUUUAUCUCAGAGCCUCUCCCUUACAAUUUCUGUCUCUCUUUUUGGGGAGGAGGAGGGGCGAUGAUAGAGAUAGUUAAUGUCUGCCGUAUAAGAAACAUGAUUAAAGUUACUGUUCGGUCCUUUCUGUUCUUGAUAAACAAUUCCAGCUUCUUUCUCUCGAAUGCCGUUUCCCAUUCCUUAAAGUCUUUUUAGUGGCUCUUCAAUUCAACAAAUAUUGACUGAGUGCUUACUAAGUACCAGGCCCUUGCUCAGCGCUGUGGGGGAUGCACAGAUGAGGGGGAGGGGUGCCCUCCCUCCAGGAGACUGUGGUCUAGACAGGGGCUACAAAGCUGCUUGUGAGCUCCACGGGAACUGAACGCGUGGUCGCCUACUUAAUGAUAAGGAAACAGAGAGAUUAAACAACCUGCUCAAGGUCACCCAGGUAGAUGGGGAGUUUGAACAGUUCUGCACCAAGAUAGGCCUCUUCCACCUCUGAGCGCUAGACCUGUGGGCCCAGCUGGUUCUGCUUCUAACUGUAGAGGACAAGUUUGCCAUCUUCUCUGAACUACCAAGCCCCUCAAGCACACCAGGACCCAGGGUGUCCCACCCUUCUGAAGUAGCUGCUUCAGACCAGCCUAGGAAGCACCCAGCUGUUGUGGCCCACAAUGGAGGAUGCAGGUGGUCAGCGCCAGCAGGAGCGACCCAGCCUUCGUCUGGAAAAGCUGCAGCACUGGGCAAGACAUAGGCACAGUGGGCACCUCUUGGUGCUGGCGGUCAGCCAGCUAUGGCUGGCCAUAGCUGUGGUGCCCUUGGCUGUCUCAGUCGCCUGCCUGAACUCUGCUUGUCACAUGACCACAGCACUGCCACUCGGGCCUGGAGUCUCAGGUCUUCUCACUGGGGCUGUCACCCUUGAGCUUCGAAGAGCACCCCGCCUCUGGAAGGUGCGCACCAUGAUGAUAUUCAACACUUUCAACCUCAUCUUGGGCUUCAUUGUGGUGGUGGUCGAGGUGUUGAAGACAGCCUUGGGGCCUGCCCCACCUGCCCCCUCCCAGCUGGCUGGCUUGCUCGUGGUGGAGCUCAGCGCUGAGGCAUUCACCCUAGGGGGAGUGCUGGCCUCGGCAUAUGCCCUCUUCCUGCUGAGCCAGAGGAAGCCAGGCUGCUGCAGGAGCCGGAGUCUGCGCUACGAGGAGCUGCACGAGGGCCUCUCCGAGUUGGAGGACGUUCCUAGUUUGGACAACGGUUCCACAGGGCCCAGCGCAGGAACCAGAACAAGCGAGUGAGCCGGACAAGCGGAAGCAGACAGGUGUGUCUCCCCAACCCGAGGAGGCUCUCCAGACGCUCCAGUGUCCCACCCCAGCAAAUUCAGAAGCUAGCCGGCCUCCCUCGACACUGGCAUGAAGUCCCGGGCGGUGCCUUCGACUCUCACUCAAAGCAAGCCUCCCCUUUUCCCCCUGCCUCGCUAGAAGACACACCUGGACCACAGCCCUCCCUGGUCUCGCCACCCUGAAAGCUGCGUCCAGCCUUCCCCUCUGCCCGCCCAUACACCUUCACAACUGCCUCAUCUCGCUGUGCUCUUCUGUCCAGCUCUCACAGUCCCCUGCACUCCAAGCACCAGUUCUCGCACACGCCAACUCUUGAAUCCAAUUCAGGGAGCUGCCUUCCAGCCUUCCAUCCAGUUGCUGUCUACUCGCUGGAGA